AUGCACCAGGGCAGGACCCGGCCUCCAUCGCUGCCCCGCGGCCGGCUCGGCCCAGCACCCCCCCUCCCCGGCGGGGCCCUGCGGGCGGGGCUGCCCCUGGCGCUGCCUGCGCCCCCGCUCGGGCCGGCGCCAUCUUGGCGCGGGGUCCCCGCGCUCGGGCGGCCCGGCAGCGCCGGCGGGGAAGGGGAAGCCGCGGCCCCGAGCCCGAGCCCGAGCCCGCCCCUCACCGUGCCUGGCCCCGUCCCGCGGAGCGUCCCGCUGCGGCGGCCGCGGCGCCCCCGGACCCGGCAUCCCUUCGGCCGCCAUCCCCCGCGGAGGGAUCUUCCCGUCGGGACCCCGCGCCGGACUACUUACUUCACCGCACCGAGGGCGGAGGGACCUGAUCUCCCACGGCCACAGUCUCCGAUCGGGGCGCCCCCGGACCCGGCACCGAACCGCAUCCGGUCCCGGAGCUCCCAGCACCCGCGCCAAGAGGCGGCCUCUCCUGGGACUAUAUUUCCCCCGCGGAAGCAUCAGAGUUACCAUUUGUGCGUCUCACGCACAGGACGUCACGACGUGCGGGGAUGGUGA
Messenger RNA from Gopherus flavomarginatus (Mexican gopher tortoise), 570 nucleotides. Its product is annotated as basic proline-rich protein-like. The record is from RefSeq and is a predicted model, not a curated record. Lineage: Eukaryota; Metazoa; Chordata; Testudines; Testudinidae. The transcript has a single exon. Bases 1 to 570 code for a protein of 189 amino acids.